Messenger RNA from Cyphellophora europaea CBS 101466, 1995 nucleotides. RefSeq lists its product as uncharacterized. The transcript has a single exon. Gene Ontology annotation, biological process: amino acid transmembrane transport. The coding region runs from base 1 to 1995 and encodes 664 amino acids. The record is from RefSeq and is a predicted model, not a curated record. Gene Ontology annotation, cellular component: vacuolar membrane. NCBI's taxonomy places the organism in Eukaryota, Fungi, Ascomycota, Eurotiomycetes, Chaetothyriales, Cyphellophoraceae. Gene Ontology annotation, molecular function: amino acid transmembrane transporter activity.
AUGAGUCAGCGGAGCAAGAGCUCUCCCCAGAGCUGGGAUGCCUAUCACCGUGGACGAGCCUCCUCGGCUGGCUCGCUCGAGUCCGUGCCAGAGGGCGAACAGACUGCGAUCCUCUCCUCCUCUGCCGCAUCCGGACCUAGGAAUGUCCCAGAAGGAGAGCUGAGAAGACGUCGGUCCUCUGUUACUGCGAGAAUCAACUCUAUACGUCAGAUGGGUGGUCCCAACAGCAUGGAUAACUUCGCACGGUCAUGGCAAAGAGCUGCGGGCUUCAGAGAGAUAACGCCUAUUCGGAGGCUGUCGCAAGCGACAUCCCAGGAGGGUCAAGAUGACGACGAAGCCGGGAUUGGCGCAAGAUCUCAAGGCCCGUCACCACAGACUAGGUCCUUGCUGCGACAGCAAUUCGAGGCAGCUGGUGGCCAUGGUUCAAACGACACGGCCAUACAGGACCCCAAUGGCGAACAGUCUGAGCCAUCCGAAACUACAAAGCUCCUUCAGCCACAUCCCAAGCCCUCCGUUCAAGACUCGCUGAGGAUGAGGGCCAGCGUGGCCGCGUCAAGUUUCGGCCAGAGCUAUGGCAGCAUCUCCUCGCGUCUCACGGCGAAAGCACAGCGACGUGCCUCCAUCCUCAUCGAACAGCAACGCGAAGCCAGCAUGCGAGCCUUGGAAGACGAAGACGACGAAUUCAAGGAAGAACUGGCGCGGCAUCAUGUUGAGCAAGAAGUCAGGCCAGACGGCGAAGUCAUCGAGCGCGUUGUCGGUGAAUCCACUGUGCCACAAACCAUUUUUAACUCAGUCAACGUGCUGAUCGGGGUGGGCAUUCUUGCUCUGCCGCUCGCCGUACGACUCUCUGGCUGGGUCAUGGGGCUGAUCUUUCUUCUCCUCGCUGCUCUCGUCACAAAUUACACCGCAAGGCUGCUUGCGCGCUGUCUGGACACGAACUCGGGAGCUACUACCUAUGGCGACAUCGCAUUCCUUGCUUUUGGCACUAUCGGGCGUAAUUCGAUCGAAGCACUCUUCAUUCUGGAGCUUACGGCGGCCAACGUGGCGCUGAUCAUCCUCUUCGGUGAUACGAUGAACAGCCUAAUUCCCUGUGUCCCAACUCUGACUUGGAAGUGUGUCGUGGCACUUGGUCUGAUGCCUCUAAACUUUGCGCCGUUCAAGUAUCUAUCGGUCACAUCCAUUCUUGGUAUAAUGUGUACCUUGGGGAUAAUAUUCAUCGUUCUCAUUGAUGGAUUCCUGAAGCCACAAGCACCUGGAUCCCUCCGCGAGGUGGCUGUUACAUACGCCUUUCCACAGAACUGGCGCACCAUCCCUCUGUCGCUUGGUCUCUUCAUGGCACCUUGGGGCGGCCACUCUGUAUUUCCCGCCAUUUACAAAGACAUGCGGCAUCCCCAGAAGUACACCAAGGCCCUCACAUAUACCUAUAUCUUCACCUACGGUCUGGAUCUCUCCAUGGCAGUGCUUGGAUACUUGAUGUUCGGCGAUUCGGUGCGUGAUGAAGUGACGACCAAUCUGCUAAAGAGCACUGCCUACCCACAUGCUCUGAAUGUACUGACUGUCAUCCUCAUUUCCAUCAUCCCCAUCACGAAAAUUCCGCUCACCAACCGCCCAAUGACCGACACCAUCAAUAAGAAAUUCCUGAUUGACCUACGUCAGAUGGAGCCCAAGGCGAGGCAAUACAGUGAGAAGAGCUGGAAGCAUAACCUCGCGCGCUGUGUCAUCGCAUGCUCAGCGAACAUCAUUCAACUCGGUGUGGCGAUAUUACUCCCGGAUUUCGAUAGCAUCAUGGGGUUGAUGGGAAGCGGUCUGUGCUUUACAAUCUGUGUCAUUAUGCCUGUGGCUUUCUAUUUGAAGAUCUUCAGCAGAGAGGGCGAUGAGAUUAGUGCGAUGGAGAGAAUCCUGGGAUGGGUGCUCAUUGUAAUUUGCACGAUACUGGGGAUCAUCGGCACGGUGUUUGCCCUGUUGCCAAAGGAAAAGCUUGGGUUGGCUUCUUGA